This is a messenger RNA of Zingiber officinale, 1235 nucleotides long. Its product is annotated as UDP-N-acetylglucosamine transferase subunit ALG14-like. The record is from RefSeq and is a predicted model, not a curated record. Gene Ontology annotation, biological process: dolichol-linked oligosaccharide biosynthetic process. The transcript has 7 exons. Bases 214 to 957 code for a protein of 247 amino acids. Lineage: Eukaryota; Viridiplantae; Streptophyta; Magnoliopsida; Zingiberales; Zingiberaceae. Gene Ontology annotation, cellular component: UDP-N-acetylglucosamine transferase complex.
CGCAUUUCGCCUCCAUUUGCGUCGCGGCCGCCUCUGCGAUCCACCUCCAUCGCGCGCCGCUCGUCUCGGCCGAAGGUUCGCGCACAGCCUCCCAAUUCCAGAUCUACACCGCCCUGCCUCCGUUGAAGCACCACCGAGCCUCCGCAAUCGUUUGACCCCGUUUCUCUUUGAUUCUCAUCUAUCCGGGAUUUUCAGUGUGAGACUCGUAUUCUGAUGCAAUUGUUCCUCGUUCUACAGGAGGGAAAAAGGGGAGUCUUCAUCAACUUAAAGGGCAUGGGGAAAGUUAAUGAUGGAAUUUUGUGCUUUAUUUUCCCAAUUUUUGUCACUAUUAUAGUGGUCCGUUUGAUGUAUGUGCUGUAUUGGGUCAGAAAACCGAAUAGAUCUUUGAGAACGGAUAAUCUAAGAACGCUCAUUGUCCUUGGCUCAGGGGGGCAUACAGCCGAAAUGCUUAGAAUUGUAAAUGUCCUCCAGAAGGAUAGAUUUGCUCCGAGAUUCUACAUUGCAGCUGCAACAGAUAGCAUGAGUCUGCAAAAGGCUAAAGUUUUGGAGGAUUCUUUGAUCCAACAAGAGAACAGUGGAAGAAAGAUGGUUGAAGCUUCCCAGUUUAUUCAGAUCUAUCGAAGUCGUGAAGUAGGACAAUCAUAUGUAACCUCUAUUGCAACAACUUUGAUAGCAUUGGCACAUGCAGUGUGGCUAACUUUCAGAAUCAGACCUCAAGUGAUUAUUUGUAAUGGUCCUGGUACCUGCAUACCUCUUUGUACUUCUGCAUUUCUAUUCAAGUUGGUUGGCCUAGGAUGGUCGAACAUUUUUUACGUGGAGAGCAUUGCACGCGUGAGGAAGGUUUCAUUAAGUGGCUUGUUGCUUUAUAAGCUACUCCUUGCUGAUCAGUUCUAUGUGCAAUGGCCCCAGUUGCAAAAGAAAUAUCCUAGGGCACAACUUGUUGGUUGUCUCAUGUAAAAAACAGAAAGCUCUGAUGUUACUCAUCCAGUACAAACAGAUUCCUGUAUACUAGUUGGACAACAGAAGACCUAAGUGCAAGCUUCAAUACAACAACAAAAAUUUAGAACUAUGCAGUUCUCUUGAAUCUUUGUCCACAAAAAGUUAUCUCAAAGCUGCUAGCUUCUUGUGAUUUAUGACAUUUGGUUUUCUUUUUCUCCUAUUAUGGAUAUCAAUGGCUGAGCUAAUUACAAGGAUUUGGUUUAUAGUUUAAUGGCACUCAUCAAAGAUUGUUGGCA